AUGCAGUUCUCUACCCUCCCUCUUCUCGCGGCCCUCACCGCAUCCGUCGCCUCUGCCUCACAGAUGCAAAUCAACUACUACAGCGAUGUCUGCAGCUCAUACGAGGGCCAAGUCGACGUCACCUGGGCCACCAACAUCUACAACGGCAAGGACAACUGCUACAACUACCACUUUGGCAACUACGCAAACAUUGCCAACUGCAACACCGGCGACGGCUGCAGAUGCAACUUUUACAACUCGGACAACUGCCAAAACUACUCGGGAUAUACCGCCUCUGGCACCGGAAACUGCAUUCCCGUUGCCAAUGCCAGGUCUUUCGAAUGCUGGUAUGGCAGCAACUAA
Molecule: messenger RNA, 342 nt
Organism: Trichoderma atroviride IMI 206040
Lineage: Eukaryota; Fungi; Ascomycota; Sordariomycetes; Hypocreales; Hypocreaceae
Source: RefSeq, a predicted model, not a curated record